AAGAAAGCGCGCGCGAUCGCGCCAGUGUAGUGACAGUUAUUUUUUUUUAAUCCUCAACCCCGAAGUGCGUUUUGGAUACAAUGAGGCUUAUAUUUUGGGUUACAGCCUUGGCUGUGCUCACCAUAUCACAAGCAAAGAACUCGACAGCAAAAUCGAAGCCGAAAAGACAACUAGACAACAUUCGAACGCCACAAAACCUGCAGUACUCCCUAGUUCUACCCCAUUCAAGAGUAGCCCAUUUCAGAGCUCUCUCCAGCAGCAGCCGUAGAAUAUCCAAUGUCUCACCGAGAGGAGGAAAAUUACCACCGUACGCAGUACAGAUGGAACCGGUCGUUCAGUACUCGCAAAAAGAUCCUCUAUAUGACCCUAAACAAGAUCACUAUGAAAAUACCGGUGUAAACAAAAACGAUAUUGCGCAAUCAAAGAUUUUAAAUGUCAAUGACCAAAGUGCUGAAGGCUCAUAUGGACUUUCUUACGGCAGCCUUCCAACUGCUCCUUUGUACAGCGAUGAUCAUCAACACUAUUACGAGGCUCCAGAACCGAUUAUUGAAAUUAUCAUCAAGGAGUCUAAUGAGUCUUUACCCGCUCCACCACCUCAACCAAUUCAAAAGAAGAAAAAGGAACCAGUACAAGUUUUUUACGUUAAAUACAGCAAGGACCCGCAUUCUAAAGACAAAGUGAUCUAUGAAAAACCUGUACCGGCCAUUACACCUCCAUCGAAUGAUGAAGAUGAUCACCAUGAACACUACGUUACAGUAACACCUGAGCCUUAUUAUGUGCCAGCUCAAACAACUACUCUUAGGGCCAUUAUUAAACCUGAAUCGGAAAUUUAUCAUACUGAUAGUAACGUGAAAGUAACUUUUGGAAAUGAAGGUCGUCAUUAUGGUAAUAGGCGUGAAGAAAGUCCUUCAGAAAAUCAUGAAGAAACCGCACCAAGACCUGUCAUUGCUUUACCCAAUUCGCAACCAACUCAAAUUCCUCAUGAAAGAUCAGUGUCUCCGAAUACUCAUUAUCAGGACCAAAGACAAGUAGCGUCAGCACAACACAAUUAUCAAGCUGGGCAUAAUGCUCAGAACCGUAUUCAAUUCCAGCCACCGUAUAUAAGCCAAGAACCGCAAUUGCCAAGACAAAGACCACCAUUGGUCCAAUUCAAACAGGAAUCACAAAUACAUAGACAAAGUCAGCAAUCCUUUGGAUCCUCUCCCCCGAACCGCCCACCAUCAUUCUCAAGCUCAUCGGCACCAGCUGGUCAUUUUACGGGCUCUGGACCAACAGUUCCUGGGCCAAUAGGUCCUCUUCUUCCAACGAUAUCGAGACCUAACAAUCCACCAGCAUUCCAACCAAGGCCCAACAAUGCUCCACCUUUUCCACCAAGGCAACAUUUUAGUAACCCUUCCAGAACUAAUUUCCGACCCGCACAACAGAGACCCUUCCACCCGCAGCCUCCAACAUAUUUUGACGAAGCUAAAUAUCUUCAAGAAAAUUAUCACACGAUAACAACUGACCAAGUAGAAGCUCAAAAAACACAACCACAAUCACAGUCUUUCAAUAUAGGUACUCAACAAGGCAAUUCCAAUCCAAUAGUCUUCAACGAUCGCCCACAACAACUCAUUCCUUACAAUCAGCAAUUACCACAACAACGCCCACCUCAACAUUUUGAUACUUCAAGUAAACCAGGCUUCGCUGCUACUCCGACUAGAUCUCCAUUCUUCAACUUAAAGCCAGCUCCUCCACAGAUUGAAAGUCAUCGUCCCCCAUUCCAACGUCAACCGCAACAACAUUUCAGCUUCCAUCAAGGUCCACAAACAUUAAGACCAUCACCACCGGGACCUUCUAUCGAUAAUCAAAAUACAUUUUCUAGUCAUAACGCUAUUUCACCUUCCCCAUCAUCGAUACCUCAAACUCAAUUCCUACCACAACCAUCAUCUCCUCCUCUAUUUAGUUUCCACCCGCAACCAUCUCCAAACCCUCAGCAGGCUAGCUUUUCAGAGAGACCACAAGGAUUACAAACUAUCCACGAUCAAAAUGUAGCCCAAUUUGUUCCGAAAGAUAGCGAGUUAGUUCCAGCUAUAUCUAAAUACGAACAGCAUAUAACUGUGAAUGACCCUACUACCCAACCUAACUAUGGUGGAUUUGUAGGAAUAAAUCAACCAUCGCCGACAUCAAACUAUCCUCAACAACAAUAUUCUCAGCAACAAGUACAUCAACAGGUACAAGUCCAGGAACAAAGCCAUUUACAACAACAACAGCAUGACCGACAACAAUAUCAGCAGCAACAGCAACAGCAAGAGCUGCGCCAACAACACGAGCAGCAAAGACAACAACUUCAGCAUCAGCAUCAACAAGAACAACAGCGUCAGCAGCAACAAGAACAACAGCACCAACAACAGCUUCAACAUCAGCAUCAACAGGAACAGCAGCACCAACAACAACAGGAACGCAACCAACAACAACAAGAACGCAACCAACAACAAUACUUAAAUGCUGAGCAAGAACAAGUGCGACAACAAUUGGCUCAAAAUGUGCGUAAGCAACAAGAGGAGAUCCAACGUCUUCAAAAUCAAUUAGUAUACCAACAACAACAUCUGCAACAACAACAACAACAAGAACAGCAACAGAGAAAUCAAUAUGAAAAUAAUUAUAAUCAAUAUAGUCAACAGCAACCUAGUUCCCCAUCCCCUCAAUAUGUUCAAGAGAGAGCGCGGCCACAACCAUCAUAUGUUUCGAGUACAUCUUCACCACCUUACUAUCAAUCAACUUCUAGAACCGUAGAGAUUAAACCAACUACACAAAAAUACGUAUCAACAACAGCUAACAGUAUAAGCCAUGCCCAUGAAUCAAAGAAAGAAGAGAAGAAAAAGCCAGCUAUAGAACUCCCGGAUGAAGUUCCUGACGAUCUACGUCAACAACUGCUAUCAUCCGGCAUUUUAGAUAAUGCUGAUAUCAGUGUACUUGACUAUGACAAAGUCGGAGAAACACCCUUAGAGUCUCUGCCACCAGACCAAUUGGCUAACUUCUUUAGUGCCGGUGGUGGCCAACAACUUGCUGGCAGUGAACAUAGACCAAUAGUUGUAGCACCGAACGGAGAUAAAAUUGAAUCAAGAAUAGAUGACUCCGAAUUUGAUGAUGACCAAGAUAUAGCAGCAUCUGAAAACGUAGAAACGAUUGUCGCCGCACCAUCUUCCAAAAGUCAAGUUGAAAUGAAAGUUGUUCAUUUUAAUCCCAAUACACCAGAGGGUCAAGAAAUCGCUAAUCAAUAUGUAAAGGAAGAUGCAACUCAAGUUGAUCCCGUUGCUUUAAAUGACAAAAAAUACAACAGAUAUUUGCCUUUAAAAGUAAGCGGAAAUCAAUUCCCAUUACCAGAUGUAAUAAAAGGAAGAAAAGUAACCUCGGUGGUUGUUCUAGCUCCGGUCGAAACUAAAGCUAUUAACGAUGACCACAGUCGAGCUGAACGUGCUGCAGGAGACAGCUUGAAAGGAAUUCAAUUUGUUGCUGGAGAUAGUCUUCACAAUCUUUUGAAACGACCAACAAGAGCCAAUUUUGAAAAAUGGCUUGAUGUGGAAAAGAAAACUGAAACCGACCAGCAGUCCGUCGUUCUUCUCGUAACUGAGAGCGAAGACCCGAAAGAAGAGAAGGAAAUCUUCAUGUACGAUAUAGCAUCAGGCAACAUCAACAAGCUAAGUGGCGAGCUCUCCAACGCUUUCGUCGAAGCCGCAGAGAACAACUCUCUUAGCAAGGACAUCGAAAAACUAGCCAUCGAAGGGGAAGGCACACCCGAAGACUUCAAGAAAGAUUCUAAAAGUGAAUUAGUCGCUGAAGGUUCCGAUAAUGUGCCAUUGUUUGUAGAUAUUUCAGGGUUAAGUUUAGAUCAAAAGAGAAACCAACUAUCCAUCUCAUCUGGGUACAGCAAAACGAAAAGAGGAAGAAAAUUGAGAAGACAAAGAACCUAACGCGUUACAGUCGAAGAGACUGAUUUUUGUAAAUAGUAUAGUGUUAGUAUUACUAAAUUAUAACGACGUGAUGUUUUGUACUUAGUCGUAACUUUUUUACAAAAGUGAUAAUCGAGUUGUAUUAUAUUAAAACAAACUUACAUAAUGACA
Molecule: messenger RNA, 4100 nt
Organism: Colias croceus (clouded yellow)
Lineage: Eukaryota; Metazoa; Arthropoda; Insecta; Lepidoptera; Pieridae
Exons: 3
Coding region: 81-3950 (1289 amino acids)
Cellular component (GO): cytoplasm
Source: RefSeq, a predicted model, not a curated record